AUCAUCUGCGCGUGUGUUGUGUGUGCGUGCGUGUGUUGUGUGUGCGCGCGUACGUGUGCGUGCGUUAUGUGUGUGUGUGUGCGUGCGUGCGUGUGUGCGUUGUGUGCGUGCAUACGUGACAUGUUUGAGGAGCGAGCAGACUACGUGCCUGUGGUUAGUUGACUGAUAAUCACAGGUCGAUCAGCUGACACGGGACGUCUACACUUUUGGGAAAAUCCGUACAAAGCCCGCGUUGUCGCUGUUGUCGCCGUUGUCGCUGUUGUCGCAAUCAGUUUGCUUUUAGAACUGACGAGUAGUCGAUGUCAACUUAUAACCUUGCUGCUGUCACAGUCUACAUUGAUGUACGUCUGUCGUCUGUCGUCGGUCGCCAGGGUGUGACAGGUGUAUACUGACUGCCAUGGGCUCCACCUGUUCAAAGAAAGCCGGACGACCGGAACAGUACCGUGCAGAACAAGAGGCGCACGACCCUCCUCUCCUUCCCCCCCGCCUUCGGAAGAGGAAGCUGAUCCCUGACCCAGAGGUCACCUUCAAAGAAAUCGACUUCCGUGCGAGAAACGCUCCUGCACACACCACAGGCUCCGUGGCCAGCCUGGCCAGGUAUCUGGAGAGGAACUGCACCAACGACACGCAGAAGGCGCGCGCCGCGUUCGUGUGGCUGACACACCACGUCACGUAUGAUGUCAAGGCCCUCACAUCACACAGACCACCCCAAGGUGCCGGUGACGUGCUGAGGACGCGGCUGGCAGUGUGCCAGGGCUACAGCGAGCUGUUCAAGGCACUGUGCGAUUGUAUGGAGGUGACCUGCCGGGUGGUGUCCGGCCUGGAUAAGGGCUUUGGCUACGACCCCGGUUGCACCUUCACGACUGACAGCGAGGCGACUCACGCGUGGAACGUGGUGCACGCAGCGGAAUGGCGGCCCGUCGACUGCACGUGGGGCGCUGGUCGUCUUGGCGACAACAGACAGUUCGAACGGCGCUUCGAAGAUUUUUGGUUCUUGACGGACCCUGACCACUUCCUGCUGCGACACUUCCCACACAUGAACGGGGACCCAGCUUUGAGCCUGGCCUACCAGUUAGUCAAAAAGCCAAUCGACGUAGCCAAGUUCUCGGCCCUGGCGUACCCGAGUGCCUAUGCGCACAAGCAGGGGGUUCGCCUCCUGUCCCACCCGCUCAUCACCAUCGACGUCAAGAAACUGGUUACCGUCAAACUGAGGGCAGACGACUUCCCGUUUACUUCGGCAACAGCCCACGUGACUGACCUCUCGGACAGGGUCAAGCGUGAGGACAGGUCAUGCGUGGUGACCUCCUUGCAGCCUGACGGCACGUGCAGCGUCUUGCUCCGCCCUCCGCGUGCCGGCCGCUUCCUCCUCAGGAUCUACGGCACAGUCAGCAAGGGAGACGGGGGAGUGCUACCCGAGCUGGUCACCUACUUGAUCACUUGCAGUGAAGGGCAGCCCAUCACUGACCCGUACCCGGACAACGGGGGUCACUAUGGCUACCAGCUUGCCAGCGCACCAGAGUGCGGCUUGAAGAUGCUCCGGUCCACACACUUUCCCUUUGAGGCCAAGAAAGGAGAAGUGCACGUGCCUGUCCCACUCUCCCGUUUCACGACCUUAACCUCGAAACUCACGCACGCUACAAAGGUCAAGGAAGUCUUAACGGACUUGACCUUUAUUCAACGCACACAAGAGGGCGCUGAGGUCCUGGCUCGCCUGCCGCAAGCCGGCUACUACCUGCUGCGCCUCUUUGCCGGCGCCACGAGGCGGACCAGACGUUGCAGCAGGUGGCGGACUUCCUGCUGCACGCCACCAACAGCACCGAGACCUUACCGCCUUUCCCCAAGACUUACAAGUUCGAGCACAAGUUCCGCGCGCAUCUCAUUCACCCUCUGGCUGGGCGAGUAGCACGUGACAGACCCUCACUCUAUCGUGUGCACGCGCCUGACCUCGUCAAGGUGAAGGUUGGCGACAUGCAGCUGGAGCAGAGAAAGGGCGGAGUGUGGGAAGGGCAGGUGACACCAGGUAAGGGCUUGUCUUGUCUGACGAUGUGCGGCUCGCCCAGCAGUGAGCCCAACUUGCUCUACAGGAUGUUUGACUUUACCAUCGUCACAGACCUCAAAGCAACCGCAGUCCUGGCGGCCAGGUGGGAACAUGAAGGAAAGACAUCCAUCAACACGCUGGUGACCCCCUCCCUUUGUGUCAGAGCCUGCGAAUCCCCUCCCCCAGCCCCACCAUGCAACAAGUAGCACAGGAGAUGACAGCUCGUCCACCACACGCUGCCUUUCCAUGUUUUCCACACACCGGUUCAACAUUUUAAACUCGCUUCAUUUAUAUUUCUUUCAGUUUUGUUUCAAUUUCCCUGUAGCUGUCCUGAUGUGCUGCGUACAUGAAACACCGAGUGGAAGUCUCGACAGAGUGUACCUUCAAAACAACAUAUCCACAGCAUGACAUGACACAUGGAGUGACGAGUGCCUGUGAACACACCAAGUACUGGAGUCAGCCCAGUAUUUGGGGGGAUUGUUCAUCUCAUUUCCACAUUGGCGUAUUGUUCAUCCCAUCUGUCUACAUAAGCCAAAGUGCGGUGUGUGAUUGCCAGUCUGAAUUAGGUAUCACAAGCUGAUGUACAGAAAAUAAUUAACCUUGUCCCACUGUACCUAGUGAAACAUUUGACAACUUUGUAACAUUAACAAAUAACUUUGUAACUCUU
Pomacea canaliculata is the source of this 2705-nucleotide messenger RNA. Its product is annotated as kyphoscoliosis peptidase-like. NCBI's taxonomy places the organism in Eukaryota, Metazoa, Mollusca, Gastropoda, Architaenioglossa, Ampullariidae. The record is from RefSeq and is a predicted model, not a curated record.